AUGUUCGACACGUCUCUCUGGACAUCACUUCUUCUAGUCGGCGCGGUUUGCCUUCUGGUAAACUAUGUGCACGGACGCAGGGCUCGGUCUACGCUAAACAAUAUCCCGGGACCUCCCCCGUCCUCGUUAUGGGUUGGUAACCUGGGCCAGUACUUCGCUCGGCAUGGCUCGGAAUUCCAGCGUCACAUUGCUCAAGACUACGGACCCGUAACAAAGGUCCACGGCCGUUUCAAUAGCCCCAUUCUGUACGUGUCUGAUCCAAAGGCCCUACACACGAUCGUCGUGAAGGAGGAGCAUAUAUUCCAAAACUCUGAGGCAACGCAGUCAACCCGACAUAUCAUGCUCGGUCCCGGGUUACUGAGCAUGCAAGGAGAGAAACAUCGUAAACAACGGAAGUUACUCAACCCGGCAUUCUCGAUCAAACACAUGCGCUAUAUGCUGCCGAUAUUUUAUCAAGUUGUGGAUAAGCUUCGAGUGGCUAUCGAGAGACAGGUGGCUAGUGGCCCUCAGGAGAUCGACAUGCUGAACUGGAUGAGUCGUACCGCUCUGGAGCUGAUCGGACAAGGCGGUCUUGGAUAUUCGUUCGACCCGCUUGUGGAAGACGUGAAGAAUGAUUAUGGCGAUGCUCUGAAGAGCAUAGUGCCGAAUUUGGGGAAAAUAUUACCCAUGGUACGAUUGGUUCUCCCGUUUAUUGUAAGAUUAGGACCAGCGAAGUUCCGGCGAAGCAUAGUCGAUCGCAUUCCACAUGAGGAGGUUCAGGCUGUCAAGAAUACUGUUGACACAAUGGACCGUCGAUCUCGUGAGAUUUACGAAGAAAAGAAAGCGGCCAUUCGUCAUGGAGAUGAGGCUGUUUUGCAACAAAUGGGAGAAGGAAAAGAUAUCAUGAGUAUUCUUAUGAACGCAAAUACUACGACGUCGGCCGACGACCGACUGACGGAAGAUGAGCUGAUAGCUCAGAUGUCGACCUUUGUAUUUGCUGCCACAGACACGACGUCGAACGCGCUGGCUCGCAUCUUGCAGUGCUUAGCUGAGCGCCCAGAUGUUCAGGACAAGUUGCGCGCGGAGCUUCUCGAGGCCGGUGCAGGAGGCAGCUUAUCCUACGACGAGCUCGACCAAUUGCCUCUCCUUGACAGCGUUUGUCGGGAGACAUUGCGACUAUAUCCCCCGGUUCGAACAUUAACCCGCAAUGCAAACCAGGAUACUGUGCUACCGUUGUCUGAGCCGGUCGUUGGGAUUGAUGGGAGUCUUGUCCAAGAGAUUCCUGUUCCAAAGGGAACCACAGUCAUGAUCGGAAUCUUGGGCUGCAAUACCAGAAAAGCAGUAUGGGGCGAGGAUGCUGAUGAGUGGAAGCCUGAGCGUUGGCUCUCGCCGUUGCCUGGUACCGUCACAAAGACAACCAUUCCUGGUGUCUACUCCAACCUGAUGACUUUCAUUGGUGGCAAGAGAGCUUGCAUUGGAUUCAAGUUCUCCGAGAUGGAGAUGAAGGUGGUGCUAUCGGGUUUGCUGACUAGUUUUACGUUCAGCCUGUCGGACAAACCCAUCCAAUGGAUCGCUGCCGGUAUCCGCUACCCUUCCGUAGACAAGGAAGGGAAGAUCCCACAGAUGCCGCUCAAGGUGGGAAUCUUUACUGGCGCGAAGGCCUGA
Messenger RNA from Fibroporia radiculosa, 1644 nucleotides. RefSeq lists its product as uncharacterized. Gene Ontology annotation, molecular function: monooxygenase activity; iron ion binding; heme binding. NCBI's taxonomy places the organism in Eukaryota, Fungi, Basidiomycota, Agaricomycetes, Polyporales, Fibroporiaceae. The transcript is spliced from 14 exons. The record is from RefSeq and is a predicted model, not a curated record. The coding region runs from base 1 to 1644 and encodes 547 amino acids.